Balaenoptera musculus (blue whale) is the source of this 1580-nucleotide messenger RNA. RefSeq names its product RAB35, member RAS oncogene family (gene RAB35). Gene Ontology annotation, biological process: Rab protein signal transduction; endocytic recycling. The transcript is spliced from 6 exons. The record is from RefSeq and is a predicted model, not a curated record. Gene Ontology annotation, molecular function: GTPase activity; GTP binding. The coding region runs from base 124 to 729 and encodes 201 amino acids. Lineage: Eukaryota; Metazoa; Chordata; Mammalia; Artiodactyla; Balaenopteridae. Gene Ontology annotation, cellular component: endosome membrane; plasma membrane.
UCUGUCAGUUCCGGCUGUUUGUUCGGGAAGUGGAUCCGCCGCUGCCGGAGCAGCCCGGAGGGAGCUGCGGAUCGCGAGGCCAGCACCGACCCCGCCUGCUAGCGCUCGCCUCCCCCGCCCGCCAUGGCCCGGGACUACGACCACCUCUUCAAGCUGCUCAUCAUCGGCGACAGCGGUGUCGGCAAGAGCAGUUUACUGUUACGUUUUGCAGACAACACUUUCUCAGGCAGUUACAUCACCACGAUCGGAGUGGAUUUUAAGAUUCGGACUGUGGAGAUCAACGGGGAGAAAGUGAAGCUGCAGAUCUGGGACACAGCCGGGCAGGAGCGCUUCCGCACCAUCACCUCCACGUAUUAUCGGGGGACCCACGGGGUCAUCGUGGUCUAUGACGUCACCAGCGCUGAAUCCUUUGUCAACGUCAAGCGGUGGCUUCACGAAAUCAACCAGAACUGUGAUGACGUGUGCCGGAUACUAGUGGGGAAUAAGAAUGACGACCCUGAGCGGAAGGUGGUGGAGACAGAAGACGCCUACAAAUUCGCCGGGCAGAUGGGGAUCCAGUUGUUUGAGACCAGCGCCAAGGAGAAUGUCAACGUGGAAGAGAUGUUCAACUGCAUCACAGAGCUGGUCCUCCGAGCAAAGAAAGACAACUUAGCGAAACAGCAGCAGCAACAACAGAACGAUGUGGUGAAGCUCACGAAGAACAGUAAACGAAAGAAACGCUGCUGCUAAUGCCCCCAGCCCACUGCAGAGACUGCCCUGCGGCCACUCCCCCCGCCCCAGGCCAGGGGGCUCCUCUCCUCGGGGGACACUGUUUCGUGCCGUUAUUUAAAGAAUUCUCUCCACGUUUUUGUACCGGGAGGCGCCAUCGGCACUUCCUCCCCUCCCCCCUUGAGUGCCAAGAAGGUGUUGGACAGCCUGCCCUUCCCUUCUGGCGCCCCUGCCCCCCGGCCAAGGCGCCUGGGCCCGGCGAGGACGCUGCCAGCCGAGCGGACUGAUUAACCGGAGUUUGUACAUAAUGUAUAUUGCUUUAACCAGCGCAUCACCCUUGUCCUGCUCUGGCUCUUGCCUCCCUAAUGCCAGCCUGCUGCGACGCCCCCUCCCCACCCGACCCCAACUUACUGCCAGCAGCUUCCUGAGGGGACAGGAUUACGUUCUAGACAUACCUUUUGCCAACCUGGGCUGGUGAAGUGGGCUCCACAUGACUCGUUCUCUCUUGCAGGCUGUCGGUGUCUGUCCCUGGCAUGUAGGGGCUCACCCCUGUCCAGGGCCUCUGCCGGCCCAGCUCCCUCCUCUCCCCAUCCCGUCCUGUAACCAUUCUGGCAGCUGGGGAAACCUGGCCUUGAAGUGGGCCUGGGGUUCCCAUCAGAGGCCUGGCCCUUCAUUUCCACAGGAGUCACUCCUGCCCUUUGGCCAACGGAUUUCUUGUCUUGCGUUCCAGAUGCCUCUGAGCUACAAACCCAGGGGAGCCGUGGCUUCUAAUUUAUAUACCAACCUGUUUUGGUUCCAACAGAAAGGUAGGGGUGUGUUUGUGCAGGGAUGGGCUUGCAGGGGGACUAAGGAGCAUCAUUUUAACAGAUAAA